Messenger RNA from Monoraphidium neglectum, 399 nucleotides. RefSeq lists its product as hypothetical. The record is from RefSeq and is a predicted model, not a curated record. The transcript is spliced from 3 exons. NCBI's taxonomy places the organism in Eukaryota, Viridiplantae, Chlorophyta, Chlorophyceae, Sphaeropleales, Selenastraceae. The coding region runs from base 1 to 399 and encodes 132 amino acids.
AUGGCGCGGUUCACGCGGCGCUACCCCGCGGUGCUGGAGACCCUGCUGAAACAGAUGAUGGCGCUCGUCAGGGAUUUUGAGCAGAAGCUGCUGGAAGCUGAGGCGAAGCGGGAGCAGCAGAAGCAGAAGCCGCCCCAGCAGAAGCAGGGCCAGCAGCAGCAGCAACAGCAGCAGCAGAAGAGGGACGAAAACGGGGACCAAGAGGAGGGGCAGGGGCAGGAGGGCGAGGACGGAGGCGAGGAGGGGCAGCAGGGCGAGCUCACUCAGGAGCAGCUGGAGCAGGCGCUGCAGGAGGCCGCCAACGGGGCGCCCCAGGGCAGCAAGGAGGGGCGGGAGGUCAAGAUCACGCUGGAGAGCGCGGAGGGGCAGCAGGACAAAAAGGUCCAGGCGGACAAGUGA